Messenger RNA from Planococcus citri (citrus mealybug), 2502 nucleotides. RefSeq lists its product as uncharacterized. Bases 276 to 2246 code for a protein of 656 amino acids. The record is from RefSeq and is a predicted model, not a curated record. The transcript has 2 exons. Lineage: Eukaryota; Metazoa; Arthropoda; Insecta; Hemiptera; Pseudococcidae.
GCAGGUGCCCUACUCCAGUUUGUUAUGUAUUGAUCAGGAGUUGAUACGCGAUGCGAUGAUAAGAAAUGCUUUUUGACAGCUUCAUGCGAAUAGAAUUGAGCAGUUACAUAUCUGAAGAAUUUUAUAUUUUCCAUUAAUUUCAAGCCUUUGUCUAUCGGUGUUUUUAUGAACAACAAUAAUUCAACAAGUGAUUUCGUCGAAACAUUUUGGAUACCAAUCAACUCAAUGGAGUGAAUCGGUAUCGAUCAUCAAAAAUUAUCAAGAAUAUACCCAACAUGAUGGAAACCGUGUCUGAUGUGUACGAUCUCACAUAUCCCAGUCCAGUCAGCCUGCAAGAAAUCUCAUCUAUCGUAGUUGCGGCGGAUUUAUGGCGUAAAGGUUUGAAGAAGAAUAUUAAGCUGGAAAAUUUGAUUCCUUAUUUGCCAUCGGCGAUUUACAAUUCACUAAAGGAAUACGUCCGCACAUUGAGAGACUCAAUUUGGUCAUGGCGGAAUUACCACUCCUUCUGUCGUGUAUUCGAUUGUAGUUGGUUGGUGAUUUUGAACCGAUUCAACGAUUUCGCUUGGGACUGGGAUGGCACCAUUCACGAAGAGCGUACAGCCAAACGGAUGAUGAUGUGCGAUCGAUUCACUCAAGUUGAGAAAUUCAAGAUCGCUUGUGUGUACUGCUUCGAAGAUGAUAUCAAACAGAUUUGGCCAUCUGUCAGCGAGAUGAUGAAGUUGGAUGAAAUUAAUUUUUUUUAUUGUCCGGAACAGUAUUACUGGAUCUGCUACCUUCAAAACAAAUUACACUGGAUUCCUAUUGUCAACAGGUAUCCUAUUGCCGAGGAGAUGCUUAUUCGAUCAAGUGCGCUUGAAUGUAAAUGGAGAAACCGUUCGUUCCUCGUGUAUUUUUGGAAUCGUUUACCAUCUGAUAGCCAGCCACCAUCACAGGUCUACUCAAAUCACUAUUGGCGGGAACAAUUCGCUAGAUUUAUCUUACCAAUACUAAACGAACAUCAACUGGACAUUUUCGUGGCCAAAGAUGGUUGUCAUUUGAUACAAUCUCUGAUGGCUGAUGAAUCGACACUACUUCAUGUUCUUCCAACGUGGAUGUACAUUCGUAGCAGGAUCGAUUUGAGAAAUUUUUUGCAUUUUAUCAACGGACUGCUAGAAGAAAAGUAUAUCCACUCACAUUUCAAUUCCAAAAGAGUGUCGAAUUUGUUCAGCGAGAUAUGGAACAGUGCUCCGCAGCAUUUUAAACGAUCGGUGUUGGAUGAUGUAUUAUAUAAUGAUCUAAUAUCUCGCAUUAGAAAUACGAGUCUAUGGGACAAUAGAAGAAUGAAGUUACUGAUCAUAGUAUUGCAAGAUGCUACUUUCGAAGAGAGAAACGCAUUUUGGCGUAAAAAUUGGCGAAAUUUGAUCUUCAGCGCGCAUCCCGAAGAUUUAGUGGUUAUGAUGAAAUUGUCUUUUCGAAAUGAAAAUGAAAUUACAUUAUUCAAAAAGAACGUUAUGUCGGUGUAUAAAAAUAUCGCGAAAGAUUGCGCCUUGUUGCUGAAAUGCAGUUUGUACGAAGCAUUUGAACCAGUAAACGACGUUUUGUCUAUUUGCUGUCUCAAUGAGCGACAAAGAAAGGAGUAUAAACGGCGAUUACUGAGGUCGAAUUAUAUAGGAAAAAAAUCUGUGCUGACGGUUGACGUAAUCAGAAACAAUAAAUCGCUGAAUGAGUUCAUCGACGAUGCUUUUCAAGAUACUGCUGAUCUCGGCGUUGAAUUUAAAAAGCAACUAAGAUCAUCACCUGUAACCCAACACUGUUUACUAGAAUGUAUUCGCCAAGGAUGGUUAUUCCUGCAUCUGAUAGAGUUUGUCGACUCUUUCUUUUCAGAUGAACAAAUCGUAGUGUCUCUGAAAAAACGUUUUUUUCAGUACUUCAAAAAGCAACUCAUUGCUGGUCGUAUUUCAAGCAUUGAUGGUGCCGAUAUGCAGGUAUUUCUUAUUUGGUUGUUGGGUAGUGAAGAUGAAGUUAUCGGAUUCAAACAGUCGAUACCAGUUGAAGAUAUUGUCCGUACCAUGAUGCAAGGUGAGGAGAUAAAAAUAACACAAUUUUGCGGUGGUCAUCGUAAACCGCAAUUUCCUUGGAAGGUGCAUUGUUUUUUAAUGUGGUAUUUGAACAACGAUGAAGAAGAAGUAGACAAGUGUGCAGAGCUGUUUCAUGAUAAAGUGAAGUCCUUCGUUACUACAAGUACAAAACGUAGAAGAAUCGUGUAGCUAGGUUUGAUAAUUAUUAUUGUUUGAAAUCAAAAGUUGCUGUUGUUUUCUAUACCAAAUUCUCAGCUUGUGAAAUUGAUGUAUGUAGUUUAGUUACUUCGUUUUGUGUUUUGUUUUUAUUCGCUCAAUCUAAUUAUUGUGGUUAUAGGUACCUAUUAAUUGUUAGAUUGUAAACGUAUGUAAUAGGCAUAGGUAUCCGUUUGUUUAAUUUUAAUGCUCGUAAUGAAAGUAUUCAAUAAUAAAUGUUUCCGGCGAA